AUGAAUAAAUCAAAGAUAAUUAGUUAUCUUGAAGAUAACAUAGAUAGAAUAUGUGUCAGUUUAGUUUGUAAAAGAUGGUUCAAUGAAAGAGAUAAAUAUCUAUAUUUUAAUACCGAUAGUAUUAGAAUGAAUAAUUUUAUAAAAGAAGAAGAUGGAAAUUUUGAUGAAAAUGAAGAGGAUGAAGAAAUUAUUAAUAAUCGUAAGAAUAGUCCUAAUAUAGAUGAUAGAAUUUCACAAAAUAUAACUAAAUUUUAUUUAGAUUCAUAUGAUGAUCUUUUAAAUAAUAUAAAAUCUAUCUAUGGAAUGAUAUCUAAUUCAAAUGUGUCCAUACUAAAAGGAAUAUCAAGUUUAUCGAAUUUGGUAAUUGAUUAUUCUCAAACACUUCAAGUUGGAUCUCUUCCUCCAAAUCUCAAAGUUCUUGUUCAUCUUGGAAAAAGUAAGAUAUCAUCAGAUGGAGUAUUACCACAAUCACUUUGCACUUUGAAGUCACCUAUAUCAUGGAUUCCAUUCAUCAAAUCACUGAACAAUCUUACAACUCUAACACUUUAUCAAAGUGAUAAUUCUAUUAUCACAAUUGACUUGUCAGAGCUUCCAGAUUCUCUCACAAGUUUAAAGAUUCUUUAUUUCUGUCGUCUUAUCUCAACUCUAUCACCUUCAAUCAGAUAUCUCGAUAUACACCAAACACAAUAUGAUAUCGAUGAGAUAUUCAAAAAUCGAUCACAAUAUCAUUUCGAAAGACUAACUAUAAAUGGGUAUAAACAAGAAUCACUUGACAAUAUGAAGACCAGAGAGUUGAAAAUCGAUUGGUGA
Molecule: messenger RNA, 810 nt
Organism: Heterostelium album PN500
Lineage: Eukaryota; Evosea; Eumycetozoa; Acytosteliales; Acytosteliaceae
Exons: 3
Coding region: 1-810 (269 amino acids)
Source: RefSeq, a predicted model, not a curated record